Molecule: messenger RNA, 1077 nt
Organism: Dendrobium catenatum
Lineage: Eukaryota; Viridiplantae; Streptophyta; Magnoliopsida; Asparagales; Orchidaceae
Product: probable aquaporin TIP1-1
Exons: 2
Coding region: 88-840 (250 amino acids)
Biological process (GO): water transport; transmembrane transport
Cellular component (GO): plant-type vacuole membrane
Molecular function (GO): water channel activity
Source: RefSeq, a predicted model, not a curated record
GCGCUCACUCGACACCCACAGGAAGCAGUGAAGCGAGGAAAGGUUUUCGUGUGGAUAGCCCUCUGUAUAGCGGAUAAGCUUUCGAACAUGCCGAUCACUCGCAUAGCUAUCGGAUCCAGGGAGGAGGCUUAUCAUCCUGGAGCUCUCAAGGCCGCCCUUGCCGAGUUCAUAUCCACCGUCAUCUUCGUCUUCGCCGGCCAAGGCUCCGGCGUGGCCUACAGUAAACUUACCCCCGGAGGCGCUUCGACGCCGGCAGGCCUUCUGACGGCGGCGGUAGCUCACGCCUUUGCUCUAUUCGUAGCAGUUUCCGCCGCCGCAAACAUCUCCGGCGGACACGUUAACCCUGCGGUGACAUUCGGCCUCUUUCUCGGCGGUAACAUUACCCUCUUCCGCGGCCUUCUGUACUGGGUCGCCCAACUCCUCGGCGCCGUCGUCGCCUGUCUCCUCCUCCGCGUCUCCACCGGUUUUCUCCCCGUCGGCUCCUUCGGCCUAACCGAUAUCAGCGACUGGAACGCUCUUGUCCUCGAAAUCAUCCUGACCUUCGGUCUGGUCUACACGGUCUACGCGACAGCGGUCGACCCUAAAAGAGGCAGCGUGGGAACCAUCGCUCCACUCGCCAUCGGCUUUAUAGUCGGCGCUAACAUACUCAUCGGAGGGGUUUUCGACGGUGCAUCCAUGAACCCGGCCGUGUCUUUCGGACCUGCGGUUGUGAGCUGGGAGUGGAAGCACCACUGGGUUUACUGGGCCGGUCCACUCAUUGGCGGCGGGCUCGCCGGAAUAGUCUACGAACUGUUCUUCAUAAACCGCAGUCACGAGCAGCUUCCGACCGCCGACUACUGAUUUGUUUGGGAUUUGAGCUCUCCGUUGCCUCCUGGCUUUUGAUUUGUGGUUGAAUUUCUCUCCAUCUGUUGCCUUUUUGUUUUGUAGUUUCCUUUGAUCAUGCUCGUCGUUUUAAUUGUCUCUGGUUUCGGUUGCAUUGAAAAUAAUCGUCUGUAUAAUGUUGAGUUAAAUUAUGUCCACGAUAACGAGCAUAAGGCUUCUCUAUUUGCCAAAAAAUAUAAGUGGGAUUUACAUACU